Messenger RNA from Acanthochromis polyacanthus (spiny chromis), 3577 nucleotides. RefSeq names its product UBX domain protein 2A (gene ubxn2a). Gene Ontology annotation, biological process: nuclear membrane reassembly; proteasome-mediated ubiquitin-dependent protein catabolic process; autophagosome assembly. Gene Ontology annotation, cellular component: nucleus; cytosol. The record is from RefSeq and is a predicted model, not a curated record. Gene Ontology annotation, molecular function: ubiquitin binding. The transcript has 7 exons. The coding region runs from base 160 to 912 and encodes 250 amino acids. Lineage: Eukaryota; Metazoa; Chordata; Actinopteri; Pomacentridae.
UGUGUGACGCUGUGCUGAGCUAAGCAAUUUUACGACAGCAGCGAGGGGACUUACGGCGCUGUUACGUCACACAUUGCUCAGCAGAAGAAACUUAUGGCUGCAGAUGUGCAGACCGGGAUUAACGGAGCCGACGCGGACUGAUGGAAAACACAAAACAUCAUGAAGGAGAUUGACAGUGUGGGGAGUGAAAAGGAUGAGCAGUGGGUUGUCAGUGAGACAAAUGAUGAAGAGGAGGUUCCAAUGAGCCGCAGUUUCUCAGUUGAAGACCUCCUUGAUGAGGUGGAGAAGAUCUGUUACGAUGCCUCAGGGACUUCAAAGGUGGAGAUGGUGGUGAGGCUGUGGAAGGACGGUUUUACUGUCAAUGAUGAGGACUUUCGAAGCUACUCUGUUCCAGAAAAUCAAGAUUUCCUGGAUGCCAUUAAAAGAGGGGAGCUUCCGGCGGAGUGGGAGAGCAGAGCAGAGGAGGAGGAGCUGGAGAUCAGCGUGGAGGAUCUGACCGAGGAGAAUUAUGUUCCCAAGAAGAAGGCCUUUCACCCCUUUAGUGGGCGAGGAUACCGACUGGGCAGUGUUGCACCCAGAGUUGUGGCCAGGUCACCAUCUGUGCACGAGGACGGAGAAUCUCCUCCUAUUCCCAUGGUAACACUAGACCACACCCUUCCCGUUACCUCGCUGCAGAUCUGGUUGGCUGACGGCAGGAGACUGGUGCAGAGGUUUAACCUAUCGCAUCGGAUCCAUGAUGUUCAGGAUUUCGUCGCGCGCUGCCAGAGGAGCUGCCCACCCUUCGUCCUCACCACGUCAGUUCCUUUCCGAGAGCUCGGCGACAAAGAGUUGAGUCUGGAAGAGGCGGAUUUGGCGAACGCCGUCAUUGUCCAGAGACCCCUGAACACACAGGCUCCGUUCGGACACUGCUGACCAGCAGGGCCUCAUAAGAUUCACUCAGCACCACACCAUUGACACGUCACCAACCUGACAGCAAAAUCUAAUCCUCCUACAACCUCUAAUGUUUCUUUCUUCACUCUGCAGUUCGUGCUGCAUUUAAUGAUUGUUAUUUAUGGGCUAUUCCAUCUCAAAUCAUCAGGCUGCCACUGCUCAGCCAUCUCUGAUUUGCUUGAAGCAUUUCCAUAAUUAACUAUGGAUAUUAAUAAUGGAAGAUUUUAGAGUGAUAUAUCAAAUACUUUCUGAGAAAGUUUUAUUUUAAAUGGCCAUUGAGCCUCUUUCAGCACAUAUUUCGAUGAUAGUUACACUGAAAUACAUUGCCAGUCUCCUCCAAGCAAAGGUUGAUACUGACAAAAUGUGGUCCAAAAAUGGAAAAUAUGUCCCUGUUUGGAAAAGAAUCUGGAGAACUAAACUCCAAAUCUCUGUUCUACUUGAAUUAGGCCUCUUUUUCUGGUACAUCUAGUCAUACCUACUCAGUCAGUUCUGAAAGUUCAAUGAAAAAAAAAUAUUUUUUUCAUUUUUGUGGCCAAGUAUUGGAUUUUUAAAGUAUUCUAUGUGAUUUGUUUUGUGUUAUUGUGACAUGCAGCUCGAGAUGGUUCAGAAAUAAUCACUAGUCGACUUCUGCACGAUCGAGUUUUUUUUUUUUUUUUUUUGUUAUGUAUGCUCAAAAAGAUGUGACUUUUUCCCGUAUUUCAACUCGCCCUCAAUCCGAGAUUAUUUGACCUACUUGUCCAGUUCAGAUUCUGUAUCAAUACAUGAUAAAAAUAAGAGUGAAAAAUUCAGUUUUUUAUCUUUCAUAGUUGCUGAGAUAUUGUCGUUCAAACAGCCUCAAAUGUCAGUGUGCUGCAAGUGGGUCGAUGACAAAUUGUUUUAGUUGCUAAAAUGUCAGACAUGUCUUUAUAAAGAUCCAUAAUUUAUGCUUUAAAAAUUUAAGGCAAAUCAGAAAUAGUUGAGCAGAAAUGGUUCUAAAAAUGUGGUGGUUUGAGAUUAAAUGACCCUUAUAGUGUUUAGUUUCUCUCAUAACCUGAGCACAUGAAAACCAGGUACAUGCAUGGGAUAGAAAUGGUGUUUCCGACCAUAAAACCAUCCCCAUGAGGCGGCUUUUUUCCUCUCUUGUGAUCAAAUGCAGUCCUGUUAGAAUCGCUUGACCCUUUGUUCAUUUUCUCCACCCACAGUCUCCGCCUUGUCUCUGACCCUCUGAGGAGACCCUGAGAUGUUGGACUGAAGCAAAAAUAACACCAGAGUCUGGAAAUACAAGUAGAAGUCCUGCAUUAAAUGUUGUAGCAUGAAAAUAUGCUCCAAGUACUCAUGCAGAUGCAGAAUACUCCUUUACAGAAUAACAUUUGUUGUAUAUUUAGAUAAUAAUCAUUGAUGUAUUCAUGUGUUUGCAGCUGGUAAAGAUGAAGCUGAUUUUAAUAUUUACAGAUGGGUACUUCUAAAUUCCCCUGUGCCUGGGGCAUCAAUACAAUUUCAUCUUUAUCUAAUAAUAAGCCAGGACUUCUCACCUGUAAUACAUCAGAAUUUAUUUGUUGAUUAUAUUUAGUUCUAUUAAUGUGAACAUGAAAAGUAACUUAAGUUGUCAAGUAAAUGUAGUGAAGUGGAAGUAUAAAGGAGUGUGAAUACCCCCAAACUGUACUUAACUAACUUGCAAUACUUGAGUAAAUGUAUUUAGUUACUUUACACCACUCCUCCUGACCUAUUUGCAGAAAUCACAGAGCAUGUUUCAGCUCUUGAAUGAUGUUGAUGACGACCCCUUCGUAAGGCAAGUGUCAUUUAUUGUAUUUUGUUUCUUCACUAACUGGUGAAAAACUAAAUUUUGUUCGUCAAUUUUUCACUUCCUCUUUACUGUACUCUCCAUGACUUUAGCCAGCUAAACAUAUUGGAUUGAAAAUAACCAAAAAAAAAAGAAUCCUUCAGUGUUUCAUUUCAUUUGUCGGUUGCUGCAGUAACCGAUUAGCACAUCUAGAGCCACUCCCCAUAUUCAAAAUGUCAAAAAUCACCUUGAGGAUGCUUUUCUGCUCACACUGUUUUCUGGUUUUCAUGUGCACCAGUUUCAGUUCUUUCCUUCUCUGUAUGGGAUUAGCUAAUAGAGAUAUUUUCACUUAACCGAGGUGCUGCUGAGGCGCUGUGGUCCAUGUUUACUUUGUCUUCUUCUCCCCCGGAGGACAGUGUUUACCUGCCAACAGAAAACUCCCCGAAACUGCACAAAAAAAAAAACUGUGAAUCCAAAACCAGUGCUGUCUUUCGUGCAGAUGGUCGACCAUCUGUCCGUCUGCAGCAUGUCCCCCUCCUCACUGCUUCACGCUCACCAACACCAAGCAAGUCUCUCAAGUCUUCCCAAAGUGUGAUCACCACUUUCUCUGCACUAUUCACAGCAUCAAUAAGGGGCUUAUAUAAGUUUACAAUAAUAUAUAUAUAUAAGGAAAAUGUGAUGUUUUGUUUGCACACUGUUAGGAUGUAAAAGAAAAAUACCUUAUUUAUGUUUGCCUGGAUGUUUGAGUGUAAUAUCUCUUUUUUCUUCUUUUAUUUAAGGGAUUGGGGAGUUAAGAAUGUUAAAUGUAUGUUUUUUUAUUUGAUUGACUCAUUUAAGGACAUAUCACAAGGUCAAGGUAUAAUACAAUAAAUAUCCUCCUUAAAGUUA